AUGACUUUCAGUGAGUUGUUAGGUGAACAACUUCUUCAACAUAAUCAAUCUGGCAGUGAAUCAAAUCAAAUAUCAACGGAUCAACUUAAUGGAAAAACUGUUGCACUUUAUUUCUCAGCUCAUUGGUGUCCACCAUGUCGAAAUUUUACACCAAAAUUAGCUCAAAUUUUUAAAGAACUUAAUAAAGAAGUCAAAGACAAAUUAGAUAUUGUCUUUGUUUCAUGUGAUGAAGAUCAAGCUUCGUUUGAUGAAUAUUUCAAGGAGAUGCCAUGGAAAGCUUUACCUUACUCUGAUCGAGAUCGUUCAAAAACAUUGGGUGAAAAAUUUGAUGUCGAAGGUAUUCCAGCUUUGGUUGUUCUUUCUCCUACAUGUGAAAAAAUUACUUCGGAUGGUGUUGAAGAAGUGCGUGCUGAUCCCAAUAAAGCUAUAGAUCAAUGGUCACAAGGAAAACGUUUAUUUUGGUCACGUGAAGCACGUGAAGGUGAAUAUGUUUGGGAAGGUACUACUUGUGAUAUUUGUCAUAUGAGUCCUUUGGUUGGUUCACGUCAUGGUUGUACACAUCAAGAAUGUGAUAUUAAUUUAUGUGAAACAUGUCUACCAAAUAAUAAGCAUGAGCAUCAUCUUGUUGAAUAUUUCAUACCUAAAAAACAUUAUUCAUUAGAAGCACUUUUAAAAUCAGUUCCUUAUUUACUUAAUCCUAAUAAUGAAGAAAAAAUUGAAACAAAAACAAUGUGGGAAAAUGAUGUAAAAAGUGUUGGAUUUUACUUCUCUGCUCAUUGGUGUCCACCUUGUCGUGGUUUUACACCAAAAUUGGCAGAAAUUUAUAAAGAAGCACAAGCAACUUCUCAUGGUUGUCGUAUUAUUUUUGUAUCAUGUGAUCGAGAUGAAGAAUCAUUCAAUAGCUAUCGUAAAGAAAUGCCUUGGCCUGCUGUUCCAUUAAAUGCUGGUACCCUUCUCAAAGCAUAUUUUCAAUAUUCUGGUAUUCCAUCAUUGUUUAUCGUUUCAUCCGAUGGACAAGUUUUGUCACGUCGUGGCCGUGAUGAUAUUUCAACUAAAGGAAUUGAAGCAUUGAAAACAUGGGGACGAGGAGAAAAAUUAUCUCCUCCUUUACCAGAAGAAUUUCAAUGGUCAUAUGUCUCAUGUGAUGGAUGUCAAGUGGCUCCUCUUAUUGGUCAAAGAUAUCGUUGUUUAACAUGUGGUAAUUAUGAUCUAUGUUCGGCAUGCGAAAAGAAAGGACAUGAACAUCCACUUGAACUUGUACCACAACCAACUGAAGAUGCUGAUGAUUGA
Rotaria sordida is the source of this 1290-nucleotide messenger RNA. The record is from the annotation of a GenBank genome assembly. NCBI's taxonomy places the organism in Eukaryota, Metazoa, Rotifera, Eurotatoria, Philodinida, Philodinidae.